Molecule: messenger RNA, 1409 nt
Organism: Rhizophagus irregularis DAOM 181602=DAOM 197198
Lineage: Eukaryota; Fungi; Glomeromycota; Glomeromycetes; Glomerales; Glomeraceae
Source: RefSeq, a predicted model, not a curated record
AAAAAAAAAAAAAAAAAAGAAAAAUGUCACCAGCAUUACCUACAGAAUGUCUUGUAGAAAUAUUAAAAAUUCUUAAUACAUCUUAUACUUUAUAUCCUUGUAUUUUUGUAAACCGAACGUGGUGUACUGCUGCAAUGCCUUUACUUUGGAGUGAUCCUUGGAAACAUAUUUUUGAAUGUUAUGAAGAAGAGGAGGAUGAUGAAUUAUCUGAAAUGUUAAUUUCAACUUAUAUAUCAUGUCUUUCAGAGAAUGAUCAUAAUUAUUUAAUUGGUUCUGGAGUAAUUUUAAUGGAUUGGAUGAAAAGAAAACCAUGUUUUGAUUAUCCUGCUUUUCUUAGAAAUAUUAAUUUUAAUGAUAUUAGUUAUAGUAUUGAAAAAUUUAUAUGUAAAAAUAUUGAAAAGGAUGAUUAUGAUUCAAGAUUAAUUAAUUUUCUUAUUGAAAAGAUUGGAAAUUUAUUUAUGAAAAAAAUUCAAAGGCUUGAUUACUUACAAUUUUUAGAUCGGUUUGACCAAAUUACUCAUGUUGAUUAUUCCCCUCUGGUAUUGCGAAACCUUCCUAAAGCGAAAAAUGCCUUUUGUCAAAUUAGGAAAUUUGUAUGUAGAGGUGAUACAAAUUAUGAAUUUUUAAUUGCAUUGUCAAAAUGUUGUAAAUUAAUUGAAGACUUGGAAGUAUUGGAUAUUUAUGAGGAUAAUAAUGCUUUAGCCCUACUCAUAAGUUCACAAAUAUCUUUACGUAGUUUCCGUUUAGAAGUUUCAAAUAAUACUCCUAGAAAUUUUGAAAUUAUUAAUAUUCAAAAUUCUUUUAAAGGUAUUGAAACUUUAAUUGAUUUACAAUUAUAUAAAAAAUUAUUACCUUUAAAUUUAUUUACAAAAUGUAAUGGUUUACAAAAAUUACAUUUUGAUUCAAAACAUGAUGAUAUUCAAGGAUUAGAAGAUUUUGUUAAAAGAAAAUUUCCGGAUUUAAGAGAUUUAAAAAUUCGUGUAAAGAAUAUUAAUAUUUUACAAUUUUCUCAAUUAAUUAAUAAUACACAAGGAUUUGAUAAACUUUGUAUUUCAGGAAAUGUUAAAGAUCCUGAAAAUGCUAUAAUAUUUCGUGAUUCAAUUAUUAAAAAAUGUAUUAAUUUAUAUAGUUUAAGUCUUGCUUUUCAACCUAUAGAAAUUUUUAUACCAACUUUACCAAUACUUUUUAAAACUUUUAAAAAUCUUCAAUUCUUGGAUUUAAUGUUAUCAGCUUCUAUUGAUAAAAUUAAUAUUGGUGAUGAAUUAAUUGAAGCGGCUUUAUAUAUUCCCAAACAAUUAUGUUAUAUUCAUUUCCCAAAAAAUUGGUAUUGUGAUAGAGAAUCAAAUAAGAAAUUUUUUGAUGUUUUAGAUAGAAAAAAUAUGAAUUUGACAAUUUUAUUACAUGUUUAA